AUGAAUUCCACUCGUCCUCCUGUGCUAGUCGUGGGCGCUGGGCCAGCAGGUCUGGUAGCAGCGUUGACACUUCUCCAGAAUGGCAUCCCGGUCCGCAUCAUCGACAAAGACCCCAACCCCCGCAUCGGACAGCGUGGUUCCGGAAUAAUGCCACGCACCCUCGAACUCUUUAACUUCUUGAAUGUUCCAGAAGUCAACGAUCUGGGGAAGGUCCCCCCUAUGGUCCGCGCGUACAAGCCAGGGACGUUCGAAAUCGUGAGGGAAGCUUGGGUGGCCCCAAAUAGUGAACCUACGCCUGCAAUACCAUACCGUCACAAGGCGAUGGGCCAACAGCUCCUAGAUGUGAUUCUGCGACGGCACCUACAGAGGUUUUCUUGUUCUGUCGAGUUGGGAGAACUGUGUUCGUUCGAGCAGUCCGAUGAGGGCGUUACCGCUGUUCUAGCAAAGAACGGCGAAUUAGAAACUUUUGAUACCAAGUGGAUAAUCGGCGCUGAUGGUGGCAAAAGUGUCGUUCGCAAACAACUCGGACUCACAUUCUUGGGCGUGACCAGAGACGAUUUCCGAUUUAUCACCGGAGAUAUUCGUUUAACGGGCGUUGGUCUUGAUAGAUCGUAUUGGCAUCAAUUUGGAAAGUUCCAAGAACGAAGCGUCUCAUUGCGUCCAACGGACGAAAUUGGCGAGGACGGCUGGCAAUUUUUCUUGUAUCAUUGUGACUUCGACUUGACAAAGGUCGCUCAGAGCGAGGAGCUUAUCUUCGAGAUCAUUACAUCAUUGAUACCGACAGAGCUCACUUUUAAUAAGCUAGUCUGGGCAAGCGAGUACAGGGCCAAUAUCCGCAUGGCGAAUAAAUUUGGCGAGGGUCGAGUGUAUGUUGUGGGUGAUGCUGCUCAUGUCCACAGUCCAACCGCUGGUCAGGGACUCAACUCAAGUGUACAAGAUGCUUUCAAUCUGGGAUGGAAGCUUGCGCUCGUCGACAAAGGACUCGCCGACAAGUCUCUUCUCGAGACAUACACCGCUGAGCGUCUCCCUGUCAUCUCCGAAAUGCUCGAUAUUACCACCUUGUUUCUCAAUCAUGCAAUAUCGUCAGGGCUCGGACACACGUCGAUUCGCCGAGGCCCCAUCAUUUUCAUGCUCGGUGUUAACUGCCGGUUCAGCAGCAUCGUACUCGAUGAAUUUGUGACGCCAAAUGAGGAGAGACCUAUCAACGCCUAUGGGGUGCUUGAUGAGGGGCAUCUGGAAGCUGGGGACAGAGCGCCUGAUGCACCGAAUCUGUUGCAGGUGGGGAGCGGAGAGUCUGACCAGAAGACGCUUUUUGGCCUGUACAGACCAUGGCUGCACACAGUACUUGUGUUCGUGCCGAGUCUCGAAGAUUCUUCCCCAGUCUUGGGUGCACUGGAAGCAUACGACAAAAGUGUCGUGCAAUCAGCAGUCAUUCUGCCUUCAUCCACACCAGUGACGCCUGUUGCGUCCCCAGCUGACCUCGUUCUUGUUGAUCAGGAGAGUCAUGCUCAUUCUGCUUAUCUGGUGGAAGCUGGCCAGAUGAAGGUGUUUGUGAUACGCCCGGACGGAGUGGUUGGAGCGAUCGUACAUGGUGCAGAAGGCGUGAAGAAAUAUUUCUCGGGAAUAUUUUUGGACGUGUAG
Suillus clintonianus is the source of this 1641-nucleotide messenger RNA. Its product is annotated as FAD binding domain-containing protein. Lineage: Eukaryota; Fungi; Basidiomycota; Agaricomycetes; Boletales; Suillaceae. The record is from RefSeq and is a predicted model, not a curated record. The transcript is spliced from 12 exons. Gene Ontology annotation, molecular function: FAD binding. Bases 1 to 1641 code for a protein of 546 amino acids.